AUGAGGAAGAAAGUAAGGACGGAGAAGAAGUUAUGGACGGAGAAGAUGUUAAGGAAGGAGAAGAAAUUAAGGAAGGAGAAGAAGUUAGGGAAAGAGAAGAAGUUUGGGAUGGAGAAGAAGUUAAGGAUGGAGAAGAAGUUUGGGAUGGAGGAGAUGUUUGGAAUAGAGGAGAAGAAUCGAAGUAUGGAGAAGAAAAUAAGGAAGAAGAAGUUUAGGAAGGAGAAGAAGUUAAGGAAGAAGAAGUUUUGGAUGGAGAAGAAGUUAAGGAUAAAGAAGAACAAUGAAGUUAAGGAAGCAGAAGAAGUUAAGGAGGAUGGAGAAGAAGUUAGGGAAGGAGAAAAAGAAGGAGAAGAAGUUAAGGAAGAAGAAGAAGUUUUGGAUGGAGAAGAAGUUAAGGGUAAAGAAGAAAGUAUGGAUGGGGAAGGAGUUUGGGAUGGAGAAGAAAUGAAGGAGGGAGAAAUGAUUAUGGAUGGAGAGGAAGUUAAGGAAGGAGAAGAAAUUAGGGAUGACGAAGAAAGUAAGGAUGGAGAAGAAGUUAUGGACGGAGAAGAUGUUAAGGAAGGAUGGAGAAGAUUUAAGGAAGCAGAAGAAGUUAAGGAGGAUAGAGAAGAAGUUAGGGAAGGAGAAAAAGUUAAGAAUGAAGAACAAGUUAGGGAAGGAGAAGAAGUUAAGGAUGGAGAAAUAGUUUGGGAUGGGGAAGAAGUGAAGGAAUGA
Messenger RNA from Sphenostylis stenocarpa, 714 nucleotides. Lineage: Eukaryota; Viridiplantae; Streptophyta; Magnoliopsida; Fabales; Fabaceae. The record is from the annotation of a GenBank genome assembly.